AUGAAGCUCAACCUCUCACUCACUUUCGUCACCGCUUUGGCUACCGCCUUUGCUGGCGUCGAGGCCGGCGUUCACAAGGCCAAGCUCCAGAAAGUCACUCCUUCUCGUGAGCUCACCCUUGAGGGUCUUGCCGCUCAGGCCGAACUCCUUCAGCUCAAGUAUGGCCGUGGUUCUUUCGAGAAGCAGGCUCCCUUCUCCGCCAACCCCGAGCACGACUUCACCAUUCAGCCUAUCGCUGACACCAACCAGGCUGCCGCUUGGUACGCUGAGGCCAAGAAGGGUCACGGUGUUCCAUUGACCGACUUCCUCAAUGCUCAGUACUUUUGCGACAUCUCGCUCGGUACCCCUGCUCAGGAAUUCAAGGUGAUCCUUGACACUGGCUCCUCCAACCUUUGGGUCCCUUCCAACAAGUGCUCUUCCAUCGCUUGCUUCCUCCACAAGAAGUACGACAGCUCCGCUUCCUCUUCAUACAAGAAGAACGGUACCGAAUUCAAGAUCCAGUACGGCUCUGGCUCCAUGGAGGGCAUCGUUUCCAACGAUGUUCUCAAGAUCGGCGACCUUACCAUCAAGGGGCAGGACUUUGCUGAGGCCACUAGCGAGCCCGGCCUUGCUUUCGCUUUCGGCAAGUUCGACGGUAUCCUCGGUCUUGCUUACGACACCAUCUCGGUCAACGGCAUCGUUCCUCCCAUGUACCAGAUGAUUAACCAGGGCUUGCUAGACGCUCCUCAGGUUUCCUUCUACCUCGGCAGCUCCGAGCAGGAUGGUGGCGAGGCCGUCUUUGGCGGUAUCGAUGAGAGCCACUACACUGGCAAGAUCCACUGGGCUCCCGUCAAGCGCAAGGGCUACUGGGAGGUCGCUCUUGACAAGCUUGCUCUCGGCGACGAGGCGCUCGAGCUUGACAACGGUUCCGCUGCCAUCGACACCGGCACAAGUCUCAUCGCCAUGGCCACCGACACUGCCGAGAUCCUCAACGCUGAGAUCGGUGCCACCAAGUCCUGGAACGGUCAGUACUCGGUUGACUGUGAAAAGGUCAAGGACUUGCCUCCCCUAACCUUUUACAUUGAUGGUAAGCCCUUCAAGCUUGAGGGUAAGGACUACGUUCUUGACGUUCAGGGCUCCUGCAUCUCGUCCUUCUCCGGCAUCAACCUUCCUGGUCCUCUCGCCAACAUGUUGAUUGUUGGUGAUGUCUUUUUGCGAAAGUACUACUCGGUUUAUGACUUGGCUAAGAACGCCGUCGGUCUCGCCGCUGCCAAGUAA
Molecule: messenger RNA, 1257 nt
Organism: Ustilago hordei
Lineage: Eukaryota; Fungi; Basidiomycota; Ustilaginomycetes; Ustilaginales; Ustilaginaceae
Product: putative PEP4 - aspartyl protease
Exons: 1
Coding region: 1-1257 (418 amino acids)
Biological process (GO): proteolysis
Cellular component (GO): fungal-type vacuole
Molecular function (GO): aspartic-type endopeptidase activity
Source: RefSeq, a predicted model, not a curated record